Molecule: messenger RNA, 2143 nt
Organism: Volvox carteri f. nagariensis
Lineage: Eukaryota; Viridiplantae; Chlorophyta; Chlorophyceae; Chlamydomonadales; Volvocaceae
Exons: 11
Coding region: 83-2143 (686 amino acids)
Biological process (GO): tRNA wobble uridine modification; tRNA methylation
Molecular function (GO): flavin adenine dinucleotide binding
Source: RefSeq, a predicted model, not a curated record
CUACGAGCAGGUGGCGAAUAAAAUCAUUGCUACCUAGGAGGCUUGUUGAACAAAUCGCUGCCGGCUAUGUGUUGAGCUACGCAUGAGGGCUUUUACCUCCAAAUCCAUGGCAUCCCUUAACCUACAAAAACUCCUUCGGGCACCAGUGGAAAUGCCGCAGCUCUUCGCUCCUGUGGCGCCGGCGCUUGCCCGAGCCCACAGGGCCACCGAGUGGCGGCCAUCCCAAUUGCCUAACACCAGGCGACAUAUCAGCAAGGUGGCAGCAGCGGCGGCAUCCGAUCCCGCCAGCGGCCCAGGACCUUCCUCUAAUACGGCAGCAGCGCCUGCUGCUUCUGCGAGCGCUGCCUUUAGCCACAGCUCUAUCAGCAGUAGCACCAGUAGCAGUAGCACCAGUAGCAGUAGCACCAGUAGCAGUAACAGGUGGUAUGCGGAGGAGGACUAUGACGUCAUCGUGGUGGGAGCGGGCCAUGCAGGGUGCGAGGCAGCGCUGGCGGCGGCGCGCCUGGGUUGCCGUACGCUGCUGCUGACCCUUAACUUGGACCGGGUUGGCUGGCAGCCGUGUAAUCCCGCUGUAGGCGGCCCCGCCAAGUCGCAGCUGGUUCACGAGGUGGACGCUCUGGGGGGCGAGAUUGGCCGCAUGGCGGACCGGUGCUACCUGCAGCGGCGAGUCCUGAACCGGUCCAAGGGCCCGGCGGUGUGGGCGCUGAGGGCACAGACAGACAAACAUGAGUACUCUCGAACCAUGCGGAGGGUGCUGGAGGAGCAGCAAGGGCUGGAGAUUCGGGAGGCCAUGGUUGUGGGUCUGGAUGUGGGGCCCAAUGACGAGGUUCGCGGCGUAAAGACCUACUUUGGCAUCACCUUCCGCUCCCGGGCGGUGGUACUCACCACGGGCACCUUCAUGAACGGCACCAUCUGGGUGGGCCGGCAGUCCAUGUCAGCUGGCAGGGCUGGCGAGGCUGCCAGUGUGGGCCUUACGGAGGCGCUGCAGUCCCUGGGCUUCGAGACGGACCGCCUAAAGACCGGCACCCCAGCACGUAUCGACGCCCGGACGGUUAAUUUUUCAGUGCUGGAGCCCCAGCCGGGAGAGGAGGAGGGCUUCAGCACGGGGCUGCCGGAGCGCCUCCAGCUGGCGCUGCUGCAAACCCUGCCCGGCCUGGAGCGAGUCAAGAUGCUGAGGCCGGCCUACGCAGUGGAGUACGACUACCUGCCCGCCCACCAGUGCCACCCCACCCUGGAGACAAAGAAAGUCCAGGGGCUGUUCUUCAGCGGCCAACUGAACGGAACCACGGGCUACGAGGAGGCUGCCUCGCAAGGGCUGGUGGCGGGAGUCAACGCCGCAAUGCGGGCGCUGGGCCGUCCCCCCGUGACCCUGCCCCGCGACUCGUCCUAUCUGGGCACCCUGAUCGACGACCUGGUGACGAAGGACCUUCGGGAGCCGUACAGAAUGCUAACUAGCAGAUCCGAGUACCGGCUGCUGCUCCGCUCCGACAAUGCAGACCGGCGACUGACCCAGCUCGGCCGCGAGAUUGGACUCAUUGACGAUCGCAGGUGGCGCUUGUUCCGCGACAAGCAGGCCCGCAUCGAGGCGGAGAAGGCCCGCCUGGCCGCCUGCCGCAUCCGCGCUGACAGCGAAGCCGCGCUCGCCGCCGCCGCCCUGUCCGGUCACGCAGUGCCCUCCAGCCUCACCUUGGAGGAGCUGCUGAGACGGCCUCACGUGCACUACUCCAUUCUCGAGCGCCACGGCUUGGAUGGAGGGUCGGAGCUGAGCUUUGCGGAGCGUGAGGCGGUGGAGAUUGACAUCAAGUAUGCGGGCUUCAUUGCGCGGCAGGAGAAGCAGCUGGCGGCGUUCUCCUCCAAGUCCUCCAAGCCGUUGCCUCCCGACCUGGACUACAGCGCCAUAUCCACUCUGUCAUUGGAAGCGAGGGAGAAGCUCAACAAGAUCCGGCCUCGCGAUAUUGGCCAGGCGUCUCGCAUCGGCGGCGUCAGCCCCGCGGAUGUGUCCGCGUUGCUGGUGCACCUCGAGGUGGCACGGCGGCGGGCGGCGGCCGCCAAGGCCAAGGCCUCAGAAUCUGGACCCGGAUCUGGUUCUGAUGCGGAUAGGGGAGCAGAGGCUCCCGAGCGACAGGCAGUCGCCGCUGCGUGA